UGGCACUCUGAGCUCGGGGCUGGGUCCCACCCAGGAAGCACUUCCCUCCCCCCUUGGCACCUCUGUCCCUGGCAGGCAGCCCUCACCAGCGCGCCCGCCCGGGUGACGUCCCUGCAGGUCAUGGAGUUGGUGGCCGGGAACCUCAGCGAGGGGAACGCGAGCGGCCCCCAGCCCCCCACCCCGGACCCGCCGCCGCAGCUCUUCGGCUUUGGCACGGAGAACUUCAUCACGCUGGUGGUGUUUGGCCUGAUCUUCACGCUGGGCGUGCUGGGCAACAGCCUGGUGAUCAUCGUGAUGGCGCGCAGCAAGCCGGGCAAGCCGCGCAGCACCACCAACCUGUUCAUCCUCAACCUGAGCGUCGCCGACCUGGCCUACCUGCUCUUCUGCAUCCCUUUCCAGGCCACGGUGUACGUGCUGCCCUCCUGGGUGCUGGGCGCCUUCAUCUGCAAGUUCACCCACUACUUCUUCACGGUGUCCAUGCUGGUCAGCAUCUUCACGCUGGUGGCGAUGUCCGUGGACCGGUACGUGGCCAUUGUGCACUCCAGGCGCUCCUCCUCCCUGCGGGUGUCCCGCAACGCGCUGCUGGGCAUGGGCUGCAUCUGGGCGCUGUCCAUCGCCAUGGCCUCCCCGGUGGCCUACCACCAGCGCCUCUUCCACCGGGAGUCUGGCAACAACGGCAACCUGACCUUCUGCUGGGAACAAUGGCCCGACCAGCACCACAAGAAGGCUUACGUGGUGUGCACCUUUGUCUUUGGCUACCUGCUGCCCCUGCUGCUCAUCUGCUUCUGCUAUGCCAAGGUUCUUAAUCAUUUGCAUAAAAACUUGAAGAACAUGUCGAAGAAGUCAGAGGCAUCAAAGAAAAAGACGGCACAGACGGUCCUGGUUGUGGUCGUGGUCUUCGGGAUCUCCUGGCUGCCGCAUCAUGUCAUCCACCUGUGGGUCGAGUUUGGGGUCUUCCCGCUAACUCCCGCGUCCUUCAUCUUCCGCGUCACAGCGCACUGCCUGGCCUACAGCAACUCCUCCGUGAACCCCAUCAUCUAUGCCUUCCUCUCCGAGAACUUCAGGAAGGCCUACAAGCAGGUGUUCAAGUGCCAUGUGUGUGGCAAGUCCUCCCUCAGCAACGCCAAAGAAAACAGAAGUCGAUUGGACACCCCACCAUCCACCAACUGCACGCACGUGUGAAGGAAGAUGAGGAGAAAAUCCUUGGAGAGGAUGGGAUUCUGAGCCUCAUGCUUGCUGGCCGUGGAGAGCAGUGGUGUGUAUGUGGAUGUGAGUAUUUUAAAGAACAGCCUAAGUCCUGUGUGUGGAAAUCUUUUUGCAUUUUAUUCAAAUACAGUGGCAGAGACGUCAUAUCCUGACAAUGAUACCUCAUGUGCUUGUGGAGCUUGAAGUUGCAAAUACCAGAUCAGCUUCUGUACACACAGCACUGCUGGAGGCCUCGGGACCUGUGUGGAUGACAGCAGCUUCCUGUGCCAUGGCUGUCUGUCCCCUUGUUUCCUCUUCUGAUUUCUACGCACACACACAUGGAAGUGUUUUAAAAAUGUUUAUGUUUCUAAGACACAGGGAAAAUGCUUCAGCACAAUGCAUUGACCCACACCAUGCCUUCUUCAGUCCCUCCCAGAUGCCGUUGGUGCCACGGAAGCCAAAGGCUCAGUGCCGGAGUGAUAACUUGCCUGAGAACCCCCAGUUUGCUGAGUUGAUAAUGCACUUCAAUUCAUUUUAUAGUUUUAAGGUAUCCUUCCCGCCCACCGCCGUUUCAGUCCAUGCAUCUCAUUCAGAGUUUAGGUUGUUUACUUCUAUAGCAAAUUUUGAUCCUGAUGAAAACUUCCAUCCUGCAAAGAUCUAAACCUACGUUUUCCAGAGAACUUGUCACAGACUCCUAUUCCCAAGGAGCAUCUGAGGCGUGCGUGCCUUUCCUAGGUGGCUGCCUUCCUAAUGCCCGAUGUGGUGAUCCAUUCAGAAGCACCCUGUUUUCUUCAGAAAGGACAGAUGGCAGCCAACACGCUUUUUUUUUCUCCAGCCGCCAGGCUCAGGGAGAAGCACUGCGUGUGCCUUUGACGUCAGCUGCUUGGAAACCUGAUUUUUCAGUGAACUUCAAAUCAAAGGGAUAGUUCCUCCUUAGAUUUGGCUGCCUCAGUGCCAAGGCAGUGGUUGCUUUUCAGGGCAUUUUGCUUCCACGCAGGGAGACAGGCUCUGGAAUAUGCAAGUGCUUGCUGCUUUAUGAAUAAGCCCCAGUUUCAGCUUCCUACUGAUGAAUACAGGGACAAGGCCGGAAAGGCUCUCUGGUCCUGUGCUCCCAGGAGGAACCUUAAAAAGAUCCUCUCUCUCCUAUUCUGGCCUUGCAUGUGCUCAGCAACGUGGGUGGAGGCUGUUUCCUGCACAUUUUAGGUAAAUAUGUUUGCUGUUAAUAAAAUUGAACUGCACGUUAGGAUGAAAGCACCAUUUUCCUCGUCUACUUCCCACUGCCCCCCAACUUGGUAUUGUGCUUCGCUGGUAAUUUGCUUCUACCUGGACCUCCUCACUCAGAUACCCACCACAGGAAAAUUCCUGUUCGGCCUCAGCUGGGAUGAGUUAGAGCCGAGAGGAGGGCUGACAGCUGAACUGCAUGAGUCACACUGACGAAGGCUUCGUGUGACUAAGCUCUACACUGUGAUCUCACGGGUGAUUGCAUUUGCCUGGCAUCUCAGAUACCUUGAGACAAGGCAGUAAUAAUUCUGACGGGUUAAUUGAACCCCCAAGGCCAGGCUUCUUCUGAGCAGGACAGGACAAUUUAUCUGAACAUCCGUUUCCUUCCCUCAAGUUCUGAAACGCUGGUGUUGAGGCAGCGUACACGCAGAACACCCAGAAAGUAACGUAUUGUUAGCUUCAUCAUGCUCUUGCUUGAAGGGGUUUAUUAAAUGCACAUACAUAAACCACAGUCGUGUAAAUUGGGUAAAUAUAUCAAUGUCUGCUUCCUCUGGAAACAUCUACAUUUUGUAAAUGUUGCUCUAUGCUGGUUGAGAAUAUCCCCCAGGCUUUACAUUUGUGAAUAGCUUAUAUUUCUCUUGGUCAUUAAAAAAAAUGUUGGAUGUUAGGUUAUUUGUCAAGUAGAUGUUUGUGGCUUUGUUUAAUGACUUGUUUGUUUUAACAACAAGUGAUUUCUGGGGUGUGAGGUGUGGGUGGAGGUGGAAGAAGGCAUAGAGAAAAUAAGUGGUGAUGAAAAAGUAAAAUAAAAUAAAAUAAAAUAAAAUACAAAUACAAAUACAAAUAAAAAACUACGUAGAGAAAUAGUGGGUGGCCUAGCAUGCUGAUGGUUACUUGAUGCCUUGAAAAGAAAAAAAUAUACCGAACGAUGAUUUUAUCUGAUUCUAAUUGGUACUGUACUUUGAUAUUUUCUCCUUUCGAAGUGGAAAAAUUGAGCCUGAGGAACAAUUUGAGAUGCUUGAGGCCUCCUUGGUGUG
Molecule: messenger RNA, 3440 nt
Organism: Pipistrellus kuhlii (Kuhl's pipistrelle)
Lineage: Eukaryota; Metazoa; Chordata; Mammalia; Chiroptera; Vespertilionidae
Gene: GALR1
Product: galanin receptor 1
Exons: 4
Coding region: 121-1182 (353 amino acids)
Biological process (GO): negative regulation of adenylate cyclase activity; G protein-coupled receptor signaling pathway; positive regulation of cytosolic calcium ion concentration
Cellular component (GO): membrane
Molecular function (GO): galanin receptor activity
Source: RefSeq, a predicted model, not a curated record